AAUGUCACUUUCAUUCGCUGCUUCCCUGCUUCGGAUCACCCACAAGUACGAUGUCGCUGAUCUUCGCCAAGAUGCAUUGACUUGUUUCAAGUCAUUUUAUCCGAUCACUCUCUCUGCUUGGCUCAACGUUGAAUAUGUCAAGCCCGCCCCAAAUGCAGUUUUGGCAGUAAAUUUGGCGCAUUUCGCCAAGAUUCCGUCAAUACUUCCCGCUGCACUACUCCAUUGUAUGCAAUUGGACCCUGAUGUGCUGAUCCAAGGGUGGCAUCGGCCAGAUGGUACGGUGGAAUUUCUGUCACCAGAGGAUACGGUGCACAUACUGCAGGGGCGCGACUCGAUCUGGUCGGAUCGGAGAACUGCUCCGUGGCUGCUCCAUCCUCAGUGCAGCAGCAAAUGCAGUGACCAAACCGGAUGCACAACUGCGCUGUCGCAACUCCCUCAAGAUGCAUUGAGGGAAGGAUACUUCCAUCAUGUAUGGGACUUAUCGAACCCCUGCGACUCUCAGUCGUGGCCUAGUCUCAAGGUCCUAUGCAGAGCCUGCAAGUGCAUGAUGAGGGCACAUUUCAAUCGCAUAAAUCAAGCGACUUGGCGUAACUUGCCUGCUUAUUUCAAUCUCCCACCCUUACUAGACUGGGGGUAGCAACAACCGUUCAAGUAGGUAUCAAAGCUCCUCUUAUGGACUAUAUCACAUACCUAUGCGCAUCGAGACAGAUUACGUAUCCGCUUGGCAUGUCUAACCAUUUGUAUUGUGAUCUUUUGUUAGCCUCACGUCAUGCGUAUAUGAUAUACUGCCAAAGGGCCAGUCAUUUC
Molecule: messenger RNA, 807 nt
Organism: Postia placenta MAD-698-R-SB12
Lineage: Eukaryota; Fungi; Basidiomycota; Agaricomycetes; Polyporales; Adustoporiaceae
Exons: 2
Source: RefSeq, a predicted model, not a curated record